AUGGGUAUAAGAUGGGAAGCUUUAAAUUUGCGGCCGAAGGAGGAGACAGGGGAAAGCAGAGGAGGCGGAAGGCCGGAGGAGAAGAGGCAGCGACGCACUUCAUUCCGACACGCCCCCGUGACGAAUCUGACCCAGAACCACCAAACCUUCUCGUUUGACAAGAGAUCAAGAGCAUGUGAUCAUGGUUUCUGCUCUGAUACAAGUGAUAUCCAACGUCAGAGUAUCGCCGGUUGCUACGGUUGCGCAUUCCCACGGCGUGAAGAGAUAAAGAAAGAGACUAAGCACAAAGGUGUGAGGCAAAAACCAUCAGGUAAAUGGUCGGCGGAGAUAUGGGAUCCGAGUUUGCAAGGAAGAAGAUGGCUUGGAACGUUUCCAACAGCUGAAAUGGCAGCGGAGGCUUACGAUGAUGCGGCGGGUAAGCUUGUCAAAAGAAAGGCAUCAAGAAGUGGCACAGCGAACGGAGAGGAAGCAUGA
Molecule: messenger RNA, 474 nt
Organism: Brassica oleracea var. oleracea
Lineage: Eukaryota; Viridiplantae; Streptophyta; Magnoliopsida; Brassicales; Brassicaceae
Product: ethylene-responsive transcription factor ERF120-like
Exons: 3
Coding region: 1-474 (157 amino acids)
Biological process (GO): regulation of DNA-templated transcription
Molecular function (GO): DNA-binding transcription factor activity; DNA binding
Source: RefSeq, a predicted model, not a curated record